AUGGGUUCGCAGACAAACCCUCCAAUCGACCACCGUGAGGACGAUCACGACGAGCCUAACCCUGAUGCAUCGACUGUACCUCCAGACUCCACUCCAUCCUAUCCCGAUGGCAUGAAUCGCACACCCAGUCCAGAAGGACACCGACCGCCAUUACCCCCACGGCCGAACACACUGAGCCUGUUGAAUGACGAGGCAUCCCCCCGGGCACCAACUCUCCAAGCGGAGCCUACAACAGCCGUUUCUCGAGCAGAUGCAGGUCCUCAGACACCAGACGCAGCAAGCCCAUAUUCAAGUCUUGCUGUUCGAGGGCUGUCGCGGGGUCUCAAGGCGCGAGCGAGCUUGAGCCAGCUUACGAGCCCAAAGAGCAGUGACGCGGGAGACUCCGCCAGUAUUCGAAGUUCCAUACAAAAUGGCGACCUUGGAGAUGUGGAUGCUAUGUUUUUGGACUUCGUUGCGACUGUCCCGGCAGGCCCGGCAGACACUACCAGUCUACUGCAUUUUCCCGAAUUCCCGGCUGAUGAUGUGAAUGACGAGGAAUUCCUUGGCGAAUUUGAUCCCAUAGGAGAAUUAGAUGAGCAUGCGGGAAAUGAAGACUUACUCCUCCAACGAUGGAAGGCGAAGCAAAAACACUACUUAAUUCUAUCGGCUGCCGGUAAACCUAUCUGGACACGUCAUGGCGACAGUGGGUUGAUAUCAACUUAUGUUGGCGUCAUCCAGACCAUUAUAUCGUUCUACGAAGACUCAAACGAUCGCCUGCGAGGUUUCUCAACGGGAGACACUAGAUUUGUCAUACUGACUCGUGGAUCUCUGCAUCUUGUUGGCAUCAGCCGCAUGAUGGAAAGCGAUAACCAGCUCAGACUCCAGCUGGAGGCUUUGUAUAUGCAAAUUCUUUCUACCUUGACACUCCCGUCUCUCACUUAUUUAUUCUCGGUUCGCCCAUCUACGGAUUUGAAGCGACCCUUACAAGGAACUGAGACACUUCUAUCUUCGCUGGCAGAUAGUUUCACGCGUGGAUCACCAUCUACCUUGCUAUCAGCAUUGGAAUGUCUCAAAGUUCGCAAAGUCCACCGCCAAACCAUCAACAAUGCACUUCUCAAGACAAAAGCCAACAACUUGCUUUACGGCCUGGUUGUGGCUGGUGGGCGUCUUGUCAGCGUCAUCCGGCCAAAGAAGCAUUCUCUUCACCCCGGUGACCUUCAACUUUUAUUCAAUAUGAUUUUCGAGGCUGAUGGAGUUAAAGCUGGUGGUGGCGAGAGCUGGAUUCCCGUCUGCCUCCCUGGCUUCAACAGCAGUGGCUACCUAUAUAUGUAUGUCAGCUUCCUCGAUCUUCGUAGUGAUGUCGUGGAGAAUGAGGAUAUCUCGAAAGAUGAAUCGGUUGCUAUCAUUCUCAUCAGCCCGGACAAAGAGAGCUUUUUCGAGAUGCAAAGCAUGCGUGAUUCUCUUGUUGAGCAAUUACAAAGGAACGGAAGUCUCCAAGUCAUCAAGGCCGCAGUGGACCAAGGGCGGCCAGUGACUACUGAUGUCGUUCCGGGUACAGUGCUUCGCCAUUUCCUAUACAAAUCGCGUGCCAACGUCCAGUUCACCAUGUCAUCAUAUGCUCCCGAGUUCACUUCGGUAUCCAGACGGCGAAGAUUGAUGUCUACAUACAACAAUCUUCAUGCCAGUAUCCACACCAAGAACACACAUGUCAAAGUUCAUCACUGUGUCUCUCGAUCUGCAACCUCCUUCGCAUGGGUGACUCCUGUGUUUGAGCUUUAUUGCAUUGCUGAACCGAGCGCGAAUCGAAACGCUUUGGUCCAAAGUGCCAGUAAAGUUGCCCAGUGGGUUAAACAAGAAGAGGAAAGGCUAUUUAUCAUCGGCGGUGCCGUCUUUUAA
Penicillium waksmanii is the source of this 1875-nucleotide messenger RNA. Its product is annotated as guanine nucleotide exchange factor MON1. Gene Ontology annotation, biological process: vesicle-mediated transport; protein targeting to vacuole. Bases 1 to 1875 code for a protein of 624 amino acids. The transcript is spliced from 5 exons. Gene Ontology annotation, cellular component: Mon1-Ccz1 complex; fungal-type vacuole membrane. NCBI's taxonomy places the organism in Eukaryota, Fungi, Ascomycota, Eurotiomycetes, Eurotiales, Aspergillaceae. The record is from RefSeq and is a predicted model, not a curated record.